AUGUCGGCCGAGAAUCUCGACACCCCCAUCUCCUACGAGCAGCUCGAGGACCUCGAGGAUGACUUUGAGGAGGUAGAGCUGGAGCUGCUCCGCCAGCAGGCCAAGCUCACAAAGGACCUCUACGCCAAGCGCGAGAAGCUCGUCGCCGACAUCCCGCACUUCUGGCCCCUCGUCUUCGAGCAGUCGCCCCCCGACAUUGACGAGUACAUCCAGCCCUCGGACGCGGCCCUGCUCCUCGGCUCCCUCCAGUCGCUCUCCGUCGAACGCUUCGAGCUGCCGGCCGGCGACCCGCGCAGCAUCGCCAUCAAGUUUGAGUUUUCCGAAAACGACCACUUUGAGAAUACGACGCUCGAGAAGCGCUUCUCGUGGCGCCGCGCAAAGGACGGCUGGGAGGGCCUCGUCAGCGAGCCCGUCGACAUCAAGUGGAAGGCCGACAAGGACCUGACGGGCGGCAUGCUGGGCCUCGCCCGCAAGGUCUGGGAGGAGGAAAAGGCCGGCAAGACGGGCGAGACCGAGGCCAAGAAGAAGCUCAAGGAGCAGAUGGACGGCACCGGCCUCGGCGGCAUGAGCUUCUUUGCCUGGUUCGGCUUCCGCGGCCGCGACGUCUCGGCCGACGAGGACCGCGAGGCCUACAAGGUGCAGCAGGAGCGGCGCCAGGCCCGCAAGGAGGGCAAGGAGGUCGAGAUCGAGGAUGAGGACGGCGACGACGACGACGACGACGAGGAGUACGAGUUCGAGAUCUUCCCCACCGCCGACGACCUGGCCGUUGCCAUUGCCGAGGACCUGUGGCCCGGUGCCGUCAAGUACUUUAUCCAAGCCCAGGAGCAGGACGCCAUGAGCGACAUGGACUUCGAGUCGGACGAGGACGAGGACAUGGACGACGCCGGGGGCGAGAAGCAGAAGGAGAAGAUGUAA
Hirsutella rhossiliensis is the source of this 915-nucleotide messenger RNA. Its product is annotated as nucleosome assembly protein (NAP) domain-containing protein. Lineage: Eukaryota; Fungi; Ascomycota; Sordariomycetes; Hypocreales; Ophiocordycipitaceae. Gene Ontology annotation, biological process: nucleosome assembly. Gene Ontology annotation, cellular component: chromatin; nucleus. Gene Ontology annotation, molecular function: histone binding; chromatin binding. Bases 1 to 915 code for a protein of 304 amino acids. The transcript has 3 exons. The record is from RefSeq and is a predicted model, not a curated record.